Molecule: messenger RNA, 1281 nt
Organism: Prosopis cineraria
Lineage: Eukaryota; Viridiplantae; Streptophyta; Magnoliopsida; Fabales; Fabaceae
Product: protein FANTASTIC FOUR 2
Exons: 1
Coding region: 190-1056 (288 amino acids)
Source: RefSeq, a predicted model, not a curated record
CCUUCUCUUUACAUGCCGUGUUUAUUCCUCUCCUCUUUUCUUUUGGUUCUUUCUCUGCUUUCCUAGCUUUCCGUUAUUUGUUCUCUCGAGUCAUCCCAAAAGCUUCCCCCAUUCCUUACUGAAAUUUGGUACAGAAGUCGGUACGGUGUCGUGCUUCUCGCCUCUGUUUUGCUUUGGGACAUAGCUGAAAUGUCUUCCUCAAGCGUGUAUCAAGAGUUACAAUCAUGUCUGACGGAACCUCGUGUUCUGUGGAUGAAAUUGGUUCCACCCUUGGAAUGGCCUUCCCUUUCACAGUCCGAGACCUACCCACUUACCCCUCCCACCACCACCUGUCAAAAAGACUCGAAACAGGACAAAAACCCAAAUGCUGACACGGGCGGCUGGACUUUCCUUCAGUCUCUCUGCAACAAAACUGACAAGUCUGAGGCCGAAAAAACCUAUAUCCACCCUCUGGUCAAGCGCUCUUCUUCCUCCCUCAGUGCCAAGAGCUUGGAAAUGUGCACCGAGAGCUUGGGCUGCGAGACGGGGAGCAAUGGAAGCGAAAGCAGUGAUGACAUUGCUCUGUUUUCCUCAGAGAGUAACACUUCCUCUUUUGCUACACCGGAGAGUGAUGGAAAUUGGGUUUCAAAAAGAUCGAACCGCAGCAUUACUGAAUUCCCACCUCCACUGUCUUCGAUGAGUAAAAAGGGCGGGGUUCAAGUCAGGACUCGCCGUGAAGAUGGCCGUCUCAUCCUGGAAGCAGUGGCCGUCCCUUCUCAUCCUUCCUGUUUCAAAGCGGAGCGCAGAGAUGGCAGGCUCAGGCUCCAGCUUCUGUCUACCUCCAACCAUUCUCUCCACGGUGACCACGAACCAGCAGAAACAGAGGAAGAGCAAAAAGGAGGAGGAGCUGAGGAAGAAGAUGACGGUGACGAGGCGGAGGAGUAUUGGGAAGGGAAUGACGAGAAUGAGGAGGACGAAACAGGAAUGAGAAAGAUUCCAAGGCCAAGCAGGUGCAGUGAAAAGGGGAACAUGAGCAACCAAAUGCUUGAUUGGGAGCCGUUCUGGGUGGCCACUUGAUGAAUCGCAACUUUUCUCCCAGAAUUGACUAUUAUUGUUGUUACGUUUUCUGCGGUUGCUGUCGUAAUGAUCUUGGUUUUCGAUGUCCUACUAUGUUUGUUUGUUUUUUUUUUUUUUUGAAUCAUGAAUGCCAGCUCCCACGGGACAGGAAGAUUAGUGCUUGCGAUAAGAAAUUGUAUUUAUGGUAGUUAAUAUAGUUAUUAGUUACUUUGGACAACGUCCUAA